This is a messenger RNA of Cladophialophora immunda, 306 nucleotides long. RefSeq lists its product as uncharacterized. NCBI's taxonomy places the organism in Eukaryota, Fungi, Ascomycota, Eurotiomycetes, Chaetothyriales, Herpotrichiellaceae. The coding region runs from base 1 to 306 and encodes 101 amino acids. The transcript has a single exon. The record is from RefSeq and is a predicted model, not a curated record.
AUGUACUCUCGCGAGUACUCGGUACUGGGUUCAGUUAUGCUUUCCGCCAAGGUCAAUCCCGUUCGGUCGCCCGCCCACAAGGUCGUGAACUCUAGGACACCAACGACAACGAGGGUUCGGUCCAACAUGUUAGAAAGAGUCAAGUGGCACAGUUUCCAAGCGGAUCGACUUGGCCUCGAUGCCCGACACAGGCCAAUCCAGCCAUCUUUCGCGCGAGCCCUCACAGACACCGUUCAACACCAAGGCGAAAGUCAAGAGUUCUUCGAUCGGGCAUCUGGUUGGAACUGUCAGAUAACAUUAAAAUAG